Messenger RNA from Penicillium soppii, 4989 nucleotides. RefSeq names its product chromatin-remodeling ATPase INO80 (gene ino80). Gene Ontology annotation, biological process: chromatin remodeling; DNA-templated transcription; DNA repair. Gene Ontology annotation, cellular component: nucleus; Ino80 complex. Lineage: Eukaryota; Fungi; Ascomycota; Eurotiomycetes; Eurotiales; Aspergillaceae. Bases 1 to 4989 code for a protein of 1662 amino acids. Gene Ontology annotation, molecular function: ATP-dependent chromatin remodeler activity; ATP hydrolysis activity; histone binding. The transcript is spliced from 4 exons. The record is from RefSeq and is a predicted model, not a curated record.
AUGACGGGCGCUCCGCCAUAUAACGCCCAGUCCCCGACUCAACAGCACCGGUAUCCGGCCUACACCUCUCCCAACAAGAACCCGUAUUACCCAAACAAUGAACAACCGCAAUAUCACCAUCCCCCCCAGACUCCCCCGGCAUUUGCCCCAGCUCCAGCCGCCGUCGCGCAAAGUCCGCACUUUUCCCACGCGUCCCCGAUGCCAGCUACUCUGCCGCCGCCCUUGAAUGGUUCCGCGCCACAUUCAGCUCACCCGGAGCCAUCGCCAUACCCGGGACACACCGCGGGUUCGCAGCUACCACCGCUGACGCGACCCUACCCCGGCUCUGUGAUGGCCGGGAACGGAGCCUCGCCCUACGGUUCCGCAACACCCCAUGGCCAUCCCUCCAAUCACCCAGAGGGCCAUUCGCAAUCGCCCAGAGAAUCCCAAUCCCCAUACCGCCCGCGAGGAAAUGGCGCUGGCUAUGGACCGCCGAUGAUGCGGGAGAGACCGGCGUCGCCUCACGAACCCAAGCCUGCCCGAGCCGCCGAUCCCAUGUCGUUUGCCAGUAUCCUCUCGGGUCCAUCGGAUGAACAGCCUGCGAGAAAGCCGUCUCCUGCCCCGGCCCCCACCCCCGCCCACAUACCACACGCUCCUCCUCCUCCCUUUGAAAACCGCCACUUGAACCACGGGAACCACGGGCCAGUACCUGCAGUUGUGUAUCCAAAGUCAGAGCCCCGAUUUGGCUUCGACAAGCGGAUGGAUGGACCGAGAGCUCCACCUGCCACCAAUGGGUUCACCAAGCCUGAAGUGGAACACUACCCGCCUGUUGUCCGUCCCCCGCUUCGGAAGCCUUUCCCACCUGGCGUGGAUCUAGAGCAGGUCAACCGUGCUAUGGCUGAGAUUGAUAACGCCGAAAAGAGCGAUGUCGAAGGGCCUGGAUUUGCCGUUGAAUUGGAACGGUACAAGGAGAAAGGCUACAAACGGUCAUUGGAGAGCAGUCGGGCAGAGCAAAUCCGUCGCAAGCGCCGUCGCAAUGAGUUCUUAGUCGACCUAGGCAGAUCCUUCGAACGGCAGGUUAUUCUUGGCAGCGAACGAUUCCGAGCGCGCAACGAGGGUGCCGUCAUUGCCGAAGUUCAACAAAAGGAGAUCCAGGACGAAAAGGAGCGCAAAAAGGACAUGCAGCGGAAGCGCCGUCGCGAGAACACCGUGCGCCAGGAGAUGCAAAAGAAGCUGGAGGCCGAACGCAAGGCCGACAAGGCUCAAGAACCCAGUGAAAAGGCCAAGUUCCUGCGCGAAGCUGAGCGAGCCCAGAAGAAGAUUCGCACUACCAAGCGCGCCUUGGAGGGAGGCGAUGGUCAGGACGAGCUUGGUGAGGUCGGUCCGAUUGCUCCUAACCUCGAAGGUGGCACGACGAGUCAAUUCCACAUUGCGCAGAACGAUCCUGCACGCCGCCGGUCAGGCCGCGCCGCCGGUCCAGUCACUCGUCCGAAAAAGUCCAAGGAGCAAAAACAGGCCGAGAAGGAUCUCGCGGAGGCCGCCUGGAAUGCUGGGCUGGAUGAUGAUCUGUAUCUCACCCCGAGCACGAAGAGAGACCCUCGGCAUUCCAAGGAGGGCACUCCCAUGUCACAACUCAACCACGACAGCAAGGGCUACAACCAGAUCUAUGAGCAGAUCUGGCGUGAUAUUGCCCGCAAGGAUAUUCCGAAGGUCUAUCGCAUCAAGACUACUUCUCUUUCCACUCGCCAAGAGAAUCUGCGCAAAACGGCCCAGCUGGCCAGCAAGCAGUCCCGCAAGUGGCAGGAACGCACGAAUAAGAGUACCAAGGAUACCCAGGCCCGUGCCAAGCGAGCGAUGCGCGAAAUGAUGACUUUCUGGAAGCGCAACGAGCGUGAGGAACGUGACUUGCGCCGUCUGGCCGAGAAGCAGGAGCUUGAAUCUGCUAAGAAGGCCGAGGCCGAUCGCGAAGCCAACCGACAGAAGCGCAAGCUGAACUUCCUUAUUUCGCAGACCGAGUUGUACUCCCACUUUAUCGGGCGCAAGAUCAAGACCGACGAGGCCCAAGGAGAUGGUGCCGUCGCCGCCACCGGCGAGACCGUUCAACCUGGCAAGCCCGGUGCGCACACGAUCAACCUUCCCGACAGUGUGGCCAAUCUCAAUGCCAAAACCACUGCAUUCGAAGACCUCGAUUUCGAUGCCGAAGAUGAAACUGCCCUGCAGCAGGCUGCCAUGGCUAAUGCGCAGAAUGCUGUGCAGGAAGCCCAGGACCGUGCUCGCGCGUUUAACAACCAAGCAGAGGGCGACAAUAUGGCCGCAUUCGAUGACGGAGAGAUGAACUUCCAGAACCCGACCAGUUUGGGUGACAUCGAAAUCUCCCAACCUACCAUGUUGAAUGCCCAACUGAAAGAGUAUCAGCUCAAGGGUCUCAACUGGCUUGUCAACUUGUAUGAGCAGGGUAUCAACGGUAUCCUGGCAGACGAGAUGGGUCUCGGUAAAACUAUCCAGUCUAUUUCCGUCAUGGCCUACUUGGCAGAGGUCCACAAUAUCUGGGGUCCAUUCCUGGUCAUUGCGCCAGCAUCCACCCUACACAACUGGCAGCAAGAAAUCACCAGGUUUGUACCGAACAUCAAAGUACUACCCUACUGGGGUAAUGCCAAGGACCGCAAGAUUUUGCGAAAGUUCUGGGAUCGCAAGCAUAUUACAUACAAUCGCGAUUCCGAGUUCCAUGUUCUGGUCACCUCGUACCAGCUUGUCGUUCUUGACGCACAGUACUUCCAGAAGGUAAAAUGGCAAUACAUGAUUCUGGACGAAGCUCAAGCCAUCAAGUCUUCUUCCAGUUCGCGAUGGAAGAACUUGCUAGGGUUCAGCUGCCGCAAUCGUCUUCUGUUGACCGGUACUCCGAUCCAAAACAACAUGCAAGAACUGUGGGCCCUGCUCCAUUUCAUCAUGCCCACUCUGUUCGAUUCUCACGACGAGUUCAGCGAGUGGUUCUCCAAGGACAUUGAGUCGCAUGCGCAGAGUAACACCAAGCUCAACGAAGACCAGCUCAAGCGUUUGCACAUGAUUUUGAAGCCUUUCAUGCUGCGUCGUGUCAAGAAGAACGUGCAACAGGAACUUGGAGACAAGGUCGAGAAGGAUAUCUUCUGCGAUCUUACAUACCGCCAACGUGCCCUCUAUGCCAACUUGCGCAACCGUGUCAGCAUCAUCGACCUCAUUGAGAAGGCUACCACCGGCGAUGAUACGGACAGUAGCACCUUGAUGAACUUGGUCAUGCAAUUCCGAAAGGUUUGCAACCAUCCCGAUCUUUUUGAGCGCGCGGAAACAAAAUCCCCCUUCUCCGCUGCAUCAUUUGCGGAAACCGCCUCCUUUGUGCGCGAAGGGCACUUUGUCGAUGUUCGUUACUCAACACAAAACUUGAUUGAUUACGAGUUGCCGCGUCUUUUAUGUAGCCCUGAGGGCCGUCUGGAUCUUCCUGGGUCCAAGAAUCCGCGCGCCGGCUUCCAAAAUAAAUACCUGUCAGAACUCAUGAACGUCUGGACACCGGAGAACAUCCACAAGAGUGCGCGUGAAGAUGGCGCAUUCUCGUUCUUGCGUUUUGUCGAUAGUUCCGCAGGCGAAGCAAGUGAGACCGCUCGACUUGGUGUCUACGAGCGCGCAGAGCGUCGCCGCAGCAAGCCGAACAGACUCUCUCGCUUGAAUGUCAUUUAUGACGAGAGUGAAGACCCAAAGAACUCGGUUUUGUCUCACUCACUGUUCAAUAUCGUCGAUCGUGACGAUCGCCAGGCUGUCCGCGAUAUCACCGUCGAGGGCCGCAUGCGGGAUCUCAUGACUGUCUCACGCUCAUCAUUUGAAAAGCAAGGCCUUCACCUCAUUGAGCCAUGUGCUGCCCCUAAGGCUUCGGCGCCUCCCAUUGUCAUGUCUGCUUCUGGACAACAAGCGAUACGGGAAUCAAACCAAGCUUUGUUCAAUACAUCUGUCCGGCAAGCAUUGUCUGGAAACCGUACAAGGCAACUAGAGGAGCAGAUCCUGAUCAAGAAGCUGGAUCCUACACCUUACUCCCACCCUCCGAUGCUGCCUCCACCUGUCUCGCUCAAGGGCCGCUACAGCCACAUCGAGGUUCCCUCGAUGCGUCGUUUCGUGACGGACUCCGGCAAGCUAGCCAAAUUGGACCAGCUGUUGCGCGAGCUCAAGCCCGGCGGCCACCGUGUGCUUCUGUACUUCCAGAUGACACGUAUGAUCGAUUUGAUGGAGGAGUAUCUGACGUACCGAAACUUCAAGUACUGUCGACUGGACGGAAGCACCAAGCUGGAAGACCGUCGCGACACGGUCGCCGACUUCCAGUCAAACCCCGACAUCUUCGUCUUCCUGCUGUCCACUCGUGCCGGUGGUCUGGGUAUCAACUUGACGGCCGCCGACACGGUCAUUUUCUACGACUCCGAUUGGAACCCGACCAUCGAUUCGCAGGCUAUGGAUCGUGCCCAUCGUCUCGGUCAAACCCGCCAGGUUACCGUCUACCGUCUCAUCACUCGCGGAACCAUCGAAGAGCGCAUCCGCAAGCGUGCCUUGCAGAAAGAGGAGGUGCAGCGCGUUGUCAUUACAGGUGGUGCCUCUGGCGGCGUCGACUUUAACACACGCGCUCGCGAGAACCGCACCAAAGAUAUUGCCCUGUGGCUUGCCGAUGACGACGAGGCCGAACUCAUCGAGCAGAAGGAGAAGGAGGCCAUCGAACGCGGCGAAACUCUCGGCGCAAAGGGAGGCAAAAAGGCCGCCCAGAAACGCAAGCGUGAUCUUACGCUUGAUGAUAUGUACCAUGAAGGCGAGGGUAACUUCGACGAUGCUAGCGCGAAACCCUCGGGCGCUGCCACGCCUGCAGAAGAGCCUGUUGAGACCCCGUCGUCAACGCCUGCCAAGCGUGGCCGCGGCCGCGGCCCUGGCAAAGGUACCUCCAAACGUGCAAAGACUACCAAAGAGCGUCUCCGUCUGAUCGACGGUGACGGUGGCCUUGAUUAA